Enterobius vermicularis (human pinworm) is the source of this 381-nucleotide messenger RNA. The record is from the annotation of a GenBank genome assembly. Lineage: Eukaryota; Metazoa; Nematoda; Chromadorea; Rhabditida; Oxyuridae.
AUGUUCUGUCGAACAAAUGGAAUUUUUUUGGGAAGAGAAGGAUACUUUGAAAGGGACUUCAUCCAUUAUGAUGUCGAUCGAGUCUUGGCAGAGGGUCGUCUGAUUAACUGUGAUGUCGGCACCUUUUUAAUUCGGUUACGACAAAACAACAGUUUAGCUUUGUCGAUUCGAGCCACCAAGAAGGUUUUACACAUAAAACUUGAGAUUAAAAAUAAUUUUCCUACUUUUAAGCUUCAUAAUAAUCUUUGGGUGCUCGGUGAAGGUCCAUCGUUUACUUCAAUUGCCAGUGUAAUACGGUAUUAUCGGACACAUCCGUUACCGAUACGUGGAGCCGACCACGUUUUACUUAGGACGCCAAUUUUAGCAGCAAAUUCGUUUUAA